Molecule: messenger RNA, 385 nt
Organism: Lactuca sativa (garden lettuce)
Lineage: Eukaryota; Viridiplantae; Streptophyta; Magnoliopsida; Asterales; Asteraceae
Source: RefSeq, a predicted model, not a curated record
AUGUACCCUCCAAAUUCUAACCUUAAUCAGCCUAGUCUUUGUUUCGUUCGUUUUUGGCGGCCAAGAACGAGUUGCGACGAGGUGAAGGAGGGCUGUUGUCUGUUGAAGUUUAGCUACCAUCGAAGGAGGAGGAAGGGGGAGAAGCUCGUGCCAUCUUCGUCCAGCCUGAGUUCAGGAAUCUAUCAUCUAGCAGUUGAGGUUGAGUCUGCGGGACUUCAACAAUGUGGGGUUGAGUCUGCCGGACUUCAGCAGUGUGAGGUACUAGCGAGGACCAUGGGAAGGCGCCGACGUGAUCUGUACACACUGAUGGGUGAUUUAUGAUCUUGGGAUUUAUAUGAUUGUAUUAUGACAUGAUACGUUGGAUAUUUAUGCCUUGUUUUGGAUG